Chrysochloris asiatica (Cape golden mole) is the source of this 2595-nucleotide messenger RNA. It is a transcript of the gene R3HCC1L, whose product is annotated as R3H domain and coiled-coil containing 1-like. NCBI's taxonomy places the organism in Eukaryota, Metazoa, Chordata, Mammalia, Afrosoricida, Chrysochloridae. Bases 1 to 2358 code for a protein of 785 amino acids. The transcript is spliced from 7 exons. The record is from RefSeq and is a predicted model, not a curated record.
AUGCAGCAAGAAAUUGAGAGAUGCAGAGUUCGAGCCAGAAGGCCUGACAUGGCACUUUAUGUACCCAAAGCUCGGAGGGGUGUGGCACUCUGUAAGGCAGCAGGUAAUGAGGAGAAAUGCUGUGGCCCAUCCAAGUCUUUGGUGAAAGGAGAACAAAAAGAACCUGGGGCUCAGAGAGAAGAUACCAAUCCUGAUAGAAAGGAAGACAAUCGUAGGGAAAGAAAGAAAUCUUCAACAAAAUUAAGAAAAGACACAUGCUUUCAAGAAAGAAAUAAAGAUAGAGUUUUUAUUAAGAGGGUGACCACAGAAUCCAAAGAAGUAUUACUUCAAAGACAUCAACAAAAAGUUGCAAAUCCUGAGAUUAUAUCUAGUAUACCUUUACAAAAACAUUUUAAGCCAAAGAAGGUAGAGUGUGUAGAGGUUGAAACCACAGAUGUGAUAGUCCAUGAGGAUAUGCUUCCAUCACAGUCUUGUUCAGAAGGCACUGAGGCUCAGGUUCUUACUGAACCAUUCCAAAACGUGGGGGUCUCUGAUUUUAGUAAGCAUGAACAAAAUGGGGAAAUAUUUGAAGCUGGAGAUUUGGAAAGCAGAACUGAAACUGAUUCCAAGGUUGUGGAGAUAAUAUCCCAGCUUCCUGGAGACCUCAAUUCUGCCUUGAAACCGGAGGGCAUAAUUGCACCACUAAAACCAAACUCUGACUCUGGAAUUAUACAGCAAGAUAUGGAGACAUCAGGUGGAGUGUGGAAGCUCAGCAAUGGAGGCAUCACUUCUGUUUCUGAUCUUGCAAAUCCAUAUAGUGUCAUUCAUCAAACUUGUGUAGACUCUGGAGCUCAGACUUUAGGUGACAUAGACAACAGUACAGGUUUCAUCUUGAGUCAGAAAAGUAUAGAGUCCAUUCCUGAGGCUCUGGGUCACAUCACUCCUAAGAUGACUAGAGUUAGCAAUUUAGAGAACACAGAUGGCAUUUUUGAUUCCACAAUGAUUAGAGAGUGUGAGAAGAAUGUCAGCACUGCUGAUGAGUUAUGUGUAAAGUAUGAACCAUCUGAUACACCUGCCCGUGCUCAUGAAACAUAUACAGAUAAUGGAUCUAAUAGUAUAGGUAACAUUACCAGUAAGGUAUGUGUGAUGGACUUUCCAGAUGCCACAUCCGAUCUUGUAACUGUGGGCAGCCCGUGUGUAUUUGAAGUUAGAAUAGUUGAUGAGGCCAAUAGCAAUAUAAGUAGUGUCUCAGAAUGUAUAGGAACAAGUAUAGACACAGCCCCUCCUCAUGUAGCUAGAAGUGGAAAUGACACUGGAAAUUUCAGCAUCUUGAGGGCUUGCUCAGAUAUUUAUGCUGAGAGUAUUUCAUCUAGUUUUACAGAGUCAACAGGAAAGUUGAUAGAGAGCUUGUCAGAUUGUGCUUCCUCCUUACCUAUAAAGAAGAUUGCUGUUAGUAAUUAUAAUACUUUUUUGGACUCUGAACUCAGUAUGUUAAAUGGGACAAAAGUACUUCUAGAUAGUGCCUUGGGCAAUGAUCUGAAUUGUGCUGGUGAUAUCACAGAACAAUUUCACGAACUAAGAAUUGCCGAAAAGUUAAAAACAAAAGAGGAAGGUGACUCAGAGCAUAUAAAAUUUGAUACAUCAUUUCCUGAUACGGAAUCAGAAUCCAAGGACCCAAAAGCCAUGGAAACUUCACACAUGGAAGGAAGCAAUGAUACUGAGGAGAGCUGGGAGUCUAUGUUUAAUGAUGACGGUGACUGCUUGGAUCCUCGUCUUCUACAGGAGGUGCUUCUGAUGCACAUAAAGUUUGAGGAUCACUGCUCAAAGUUACCAGGAAAUGUGAAGAGCAGAGAAAGCAUCCAGGAACCUAGAUUUGAUUAUUACAACCAUGAAGUUCCUGAUAUAGACCUCAGUGAUUGUGAAUUCCCACAUGUCAUUGAAAUUUAUGACUUCCCCCAAGAAUUUCGUACUGAAGACCUUCUACGGGUUUUCUACAGUUAUCAAAAGAAAGGAUUUGAUAUUAAAUGGGUGGAUGAUACACAUGCUCUAGGAGUAUUCUCCAGUCCAAUUACAGCUCGUGAUGCUCUGGGUAAUAAACAUACCAUGGUGAAGGUCCGGCCCUUGUCAAAGGCCACAAGAGCAGCCAAGGCCAAAGCCAGAGCUUAUGCCGAAUUCCUCCAGCCAGCAAAGGAUCGUCCUGAGACUUCAGCAGCCCUAGCCCGAAGGUUAGUUAUCAGUGCCCUUGGGGUUCGAAGUAAGCAAAGUAAAUCCCAAAGGGAAGCUGAACUCAAGAAACUACAAGAAGCCCGAGAGAGAAAACGGUGGGAAGCCAAGCAACGGGAAGACAUCUGGGAAGGCAGAGACCAAUCUGCUGUUUGAACAUCAUUCAAUGAAAGGGAUAAUUCCAUGCAUUCAGAAAAAUGUUUCCACAGUCUUCAGAUGAGAGGAUAUUUCCAGAGCUCUGUGUACAUGCAGAUGUGCAUGUUAAUGAAAGAAAGAGAUAAAGUCAUCAAGACAAAGACUGACUGGAUGUUGAAAAAGUAGACUUCUGUCUAUCUUCACUUCUAAAUGCAGUGCUUUGGAAUCGUCCUACUGUGGUGGACACAGAAGAGAGCC